GAUGAGCGGCCAACUCCUGCUCCUGGCUGUGCUCCCAGCGCUCCUGGGUGCUCCAGCUGCCAUGGCACAGAAGAGGAGCCAAGCAGUGUGUGAGGAUGUGCUGCAGGCUGACAUCGCCUUCCUGGUGGAUGGCUCAUCCAGCAUUGGAAGGAACAACUUCCAUGCUGUCCGCACCUUCAUGGACGAGCUGGUGGCGCCCUUCGUGCAGGUGGUGGGUGAGAAGGCAGUGCGCUUUGCCGUGGCACAGUACAGUGAUGACCCACGGGUGGAGUUCCCAUUCUCCCAGUACACUGAUGGUGCAAGUGUCCGGAGGGCCAUCCAGCAGCUGAGCUACAAGAGCGGCAACACGCGGACAGGCGCUGGCUUCCGCUAUGUUGCUGACAACUUCUUCAGCCCUACUCAGCGCCGGCCUGGGGUCCCACAGAUCUGCAUUCUCAUCACGGAUGGCAAGUCCCAGGAUGAUGCUGAGGUACCGGCAGCAAAGCUGAAGAACCAGGGAAUCAAGGUCUUCACUGUGGGUAUUAAGAAUGCUGACCACAAGGAGCUGAUCCGUGUGGCCUCAACACCUACUGAGGCCUUCUUCUUCUACGUUGGUGAUUUCAAGCUGCUGGACACGCUGGUGCCACUGAUGACACGCAGGGUGUGCACGAGUGUUGGGGGCACCCUGCGCCUGCUAGAUGGGCCAAGCCACACUGGCCCCUCCGACCUGGAGAUCCCAGAGGGGGGCCUCGACCAUCUGCGGGUCCGCUGGAGAGCAGCCAGUGGUCCCAUCACUGGCUACCGGGUGCAGUACGUGCCACUGACAGGGCUAGGGCAGCCCAUCAUGGCAGAGAGGCAGGAGGUGACCGUGGGGCCACGGGAGACAAGCACUGUGCUCCGGGGGCUGCGUGUGGGGACAGAGUACCUGGUGACUGUCACCGCCCAGUAUGCCAACAGCAUCGGCGAGUCGGUGUCUGGCCGAGCACGAACCCAAAGCCGUGCUGGCUCCGUGCUGGAUUUUCGCGUGGUGGAGACUGGACCAACGUUUCUGCGGCUGGCCUGGCGGCCUGGCCCUGAGCCUCCCCAGGGCUACAGCCUCAGCUACGCUGAGAAAGGAGCCCCUCAAAGGGAGGAGAAGAGCCUGACGGCCAGUGCACAGUCGGCCACGCUCAGAAACCUGCAGCCUGACACCGAAUACGUGGUGAUGCUCCGGCCCCGCUAUGCACAGCAGCCCGCUGUCCCUGCCACCCUCACCGCCCGGACACGGCAGCUGGUGGGCGUGCAGCACCUGAGUGUCCACAACGUGUCAGCACAGAGUAUGCUGCUGGCCUGGCAGCCUGUCAGUGGUGCCACCGGCUACCGGCUCUCCUGGGCAACCCGCACAGGGCAGGACAGGCACAGGGUGGACCUGGACGCUGGGCAGACAUCACACGCAUUGGUGGGGCUGCAGCCCAACACUGACUAUGUGGUGAUGGUGGCCCCACUCUUCAGGCAGCUGGAGGGGCCCACAGCCACUGUGCAGCAGAGGACAGAGGCAGGUACAGACCAGACGCUGCAGACCAACAUCCUGGGCCCCACAUCCAUCCAGGUGCUCUGGACCAGUGCCCGUGAUGCUCGUGGCUACCGCCUGGAGUGGAAGAGAGCCACAGGACCAGAGCCCCCCAGAACGGUGUCUCUCCCCAGCAGCACCAAUACUUACCAGCUGACAGGGCUGAAGCCAGGCACUGAGUACCGCAUCACCCUCUACACGCUCUAUGAUGGUGGGGAGGUGGCCACCCCUGUCACCACCUUCCAGACAGGCAUGGAGGCACCCGUGGGUGCUGUGUCAGACCUGCGGCUCGCUGAGGAGUCGGGCAGGCGGGUGCGGCUGAGCUGGACCGGUGUCCCCGGUGCCACCGAGUACAAAGUGGUGGUGCGCAACAACCAGGAUGGCACGGAGAGGACGAGGCGUAUCCCAGGCAGCCAGACGGGGCUGGAGCUCGGUGACCUGCGGGAGGGCAUCGCCUACCUGGUGCGUGUUUCGGCACUCGCAGGCAGUCAGGAGGGCAGUGCUGCCACGCUCACCAUCCGCCUCAAGUAUCCAGAGGUGGGCAGCAUUUCGGAGCUGCGGGUGAUGGAGGCCGGUCCCAGUCAGCUGCGGGUCACCUGGCGAGGGCUACCAGGUGCCGGGGGCUACCUGCUGACGUGGCAAGGCAGUGACGGUCAGAAGAAAUCCCGCUUCCUCCCUGCUGACCCCACCACCUUCACCAUCGAGGGGCUGCACGCCAACAUCGUCUACACUGUCAGUGUCUCAGCCAUUGUGGAUGGCCGUGAGGGCAGCCCUGUCACUGCCACGGGGCGGAUAGUGCCAGAGCAGGUGGGGAAGGUGACCCAGCUGGAGGUGCAGGCAUCCAGGAGCAACGUUGCCCGUGUCACUUGGGUCGGUGUGCCGGGAGCCACUGCCUACCGCGUGGUGUGGAGCCGCAGGGACGGCGGUUCGGAGAAUAGCCGGCGAGUUCCUGGCCACACCAACUCCUUUGACAUCCCCAACCUGGAGGGAGGCGUCUCCUACACGGUGAAGGUGACAGCACUCAUUGGCAACCGGGAGGGCAACCCCGUCUCCGUUGUCGUCACCACCCCGGAGGCCGUCCCCCUGCGCUCCAUCAGCGGCUUCCAGGUGACCGAGGCCUCGGAGCGCCACCUGCGCCUGACCUGGCUGCCAGUGCCUGGCAGCACCGGGUACCGCCUGUUCUGGCGCCUGGCUGAAGGGGGGUCCCAGCAUAGCCAGCAGCUCCCAGCCACCUCCAGCUCUUAUGUUCUGUUGGGACUGGAACCGGGCCGGCGCUAUCAGAUCAGCAUCACCAACCUGGCUGGCAGCCGAGAGAGUGAGCCAGCCACCAUCACUGCCAUCACCACUCCCCCAAGCCACGUCACCAGCCUGCGGGUAAUGGAGGUGCAGAGAGAUUCGGUGACUCUCACCUGGACCCCCGUCCCUGGUGCCUCUGGCUAUGUACUCUCCUGGAGUCCUCCUGCAGCUGGUGGGGAGAGGGGGCAGACGCUGCCCAGCACUGCCAGCUCCCAGCAGGUCUCCGGGCUGCGCCUGGGCCAGCGCUACACCUUCACCCUCCGCCCACUGCUGGGGAGCGCGCCGGGCGCCGAGGUGUCCGUCAGCGAGCGCACAGUCUGCAGGGAUGCCCUGGGUGACGUGGUCUUCCUAGUACACGGCACCCGCAACAGCUCCUCUGGUGCCGACGCUGUGCGCACCCUCAUCUCCAACACCGUGUCGGCUCUGGGGCGCCUGGGCCCUGAGGGCACACAGGUGGCCCUGGCCACGUACAGCUACCGCAGCCUGCCCUGGCUGCUCCUCAACCGCUCCAGCGACCUGCCCACUGUGCUGGAACAGAUCCGUGCCAUGCGCUACGAGGAGCCCAGUGGCAAUGCCAUCGGGGCUGCCAUCACCUUUGCCAGGACCUAUCUGCUGAGUCCUGGUGCAGGGCGCCGUCCCGGGGUGCCAGCAGUGCUGGUGGUUCUGGCUGACAGCCCUUCUGGGGAUGAUGCCAUCACUGUGGCCAGGGAUGCCAAGGCUGGGGGGGUCCAGGUGCUGGCAGUGGGCAUGGAGGGGGCAGACCGGGAGCAGCUGCGGCGCAUGGUCACCAGCGAGAACCCCCGGUACAUCUACCAUGGCAGCGACCUGGCAGAGCUGGAGGGAGAGCUCACCGAUGACCUCUGCACCAUCAUCUCCACCAAGCCAGUGCCGAAGCCAAAGCCCUGCACUGUGCAGUGCCCCAAGGGAGAGAAGGGAGACCGCGGUGAGGCAGGACGAAUGGGACCACCAGGUCUCCCUGGUCAGCCGGGUCGCCAUGGGCUUCCUGGCCCUCCAGGACCACCAGGGCCACAGGGUCCACCAGGAGAGAGUGCUGAGAGUUUGGGCAAGAAGGGGGACAGGGGAUUUCCUGGAGCCGAUGGGACACCGGGAAGCCCUGGACGCCCUGGGAAUCCUGGAUUACCUGGGCAGCCAGGCAUCCAGGGCAUCCCUGGUCCUCGAGGGGAUCCUGGGACACGGGGGCCUUUGGGACCUAGUGGCCCAAAGGGGCAGAAAGGUGAACCGGGAGAGCCCAGAGUGAUCGCUGAUGGAGAGCAGAGGCUGCCAGGCCAGAAAGGAGAGCCAGGUGUGCCGGGCAGCCCCGGCUCACCUGGGAUCCCUGGCCCACGAGGGCCCCUUGGUGAUCCAGGCCCCCCUGGUCCCCUUGGACCCAUGGGGCUACCAGGACCUCCUGGAGAGUUUGUGAAGGGAGAAAAGGGUGACCGAGGGGAAAGGGGCCCCCCUGGAUUCGUAGAUGGGGCAGUACCUCGAGGGGAUCCUGGACCACCAGGCCUGCCUGGGGACCCUGGGCCUCGGGGACCUGCUGGGCCCCCUGGCCUGAAGGGAGAGAAGGGUGAUGGCAUAGAAGGUUUCCCAGGGUUGCCUGGCCGUCCUGGGGACCCAGGAGACAGGGGUCCUCGGGGGCCACCAGGGGAGCAGGGCAGGAAGGGAGACCGUGGGGCGCCAGGCGAGCUGGGAGAGACAGGCGAGAAGGGAGACCGUGGUGUGCCAGGCCCAGAGGGUGUUAAGGGUGAGAUGGGAGCCCCAGGGCACCCAGGGCCAUCAGGCAGAGAGGGAGCUCCAGGACCAGCUGGCCCCCGGGGGGAGAAGGGCGAUCCAGGACCACCUGGCAAGCCAGCUCCCAGCGUGGCUGGUGUUGGAGAGAAGGGUGACAGAGGUUUCCCAGGACCGGAAGGACCUCCUGGCCCCAAGGGUGACACAGGAGGUCAAGGUGCCCGUGGUCCCCCUGGCCUGAGCAUCCCAGGGCCACCUGGCCCCAAAGGCGAGCAGGGCGAUCGGGGUAUCACUGGCCUCACAGGCAGGAGUGGCCCAAAGGGUGACCCAGGAGAGCCAGGGGAGAAGGGGGAGCCGGGCCGAGCAGGCAGCCCUGGGCAGACCGGGCUGCGAGGCAAGGAGGGAGAGCGAGGAGAGAAGGGUGACGAAGGCACCCCGGGCGAAGCGGGUCUGCCUGGCAAACCUGGAGACAGGGGUCCCCGGGGCCUUCCUGGCUACCGUGGUCCCCCCGGGGAGAAGGGUGACUUGGGGGACCCAGGACCUGAAGGCAGGAAUGGCAGCCCUGGAGCACCGGGGAGCAAGGGUGACCGUGGGGACCCGGGGCCUCCCGGACCCCCAGGACGAACUGUCGAUGCUGGGCUCGGAGGAGUGGGGGGAAAGGGUGAGAAGGGGGAGCCUGGGGACCCGGGCAAGGACGGUGUGAGCGGUGCCCGGGGUGAUGCUGGCCCCCCUGGAGUGCCUGGAGAGAGGGGUGUGGAGGGCCCCCGUGGCCCCCCUGGCACACGGGGGGACCCUGGGGACCGAGGCCUGCCAGGAGAGAAGGGGGACCGUGGCCCACCGGGGCUGGAUGGCCGCAACGGGCUGGAGGGCAAACCUGGGCCCCCGGGGCCUGCUGGGCUGCGGGGGGACCCAGGAAAGCAGGGAGAUCCUGGCCGGGAUGGGCUGCCAGGGCUGCGUGGGGAGCAGGGCCCACCUGGUCCUGUGGGUCCCCUGGGACCACCCGGCGUGCCUGGCAAACCCGGUGAGGAUGGCAAACCUGGCCUGAAUGGCAAGAAUGGAGAAGAUGGGACACCAGGAGAGGAUGGGAGAAAGGGAGACAAAGGUGAUACAGGACUACCUGGGAGAGAGGGCCGCAGCGGUGCCAAGGGCGAGCAGGGGGACAGAGGUGUGCCAGGCCCCCUCGGCCCCCCUGGCCUUCCCGGGGUCCCAGGCCAGGUUGGCCCCCCAGGCCAGGGCUCCCCAGGCCUCCGUGGGGUGGCUGGACCAAAGGGGGACCCAGGGGAGCCUGGACUGCGAGGGGAGCCGGGGCGACCUGGCAACCCUGGAGCACGUGGAGACCCUGGGGCUACAGUGAACAUUGAACGUAGCCUGGAAGCGCUCGGCAUCAAGGUUUCAUCCCUGAAGGAGCUCACGGGUGCCUAUGAUGGGAGCUCAGACUCGCUUCUGCCGGGCUUCGAGCGGCUGCGGGGCCAGAAGGGCAGUCGGGGGGAUCCAGGAGAAAGGGGGCCCCCAGGCCGAGAGGGCUCCUUAGGCUUCCCUGGCGAGCGAGGACCCAAAGGUGACAAGGGGGACGCAGGCAGCCCCGGCCCCCAGGGCCCCAUGGGCCGGGCCGUGGGCGAGCGGGGUCCCGAAGGGCCGCCGGGGCAGCCAGGGGAGCCUGGCAAGCCGGGCAUUCCUGGGGUGCCUGGCCGGGCUGGGGAGCUGGGGGAGUCCGGGAGGUCCGGCGAGAAGGGCGACCGAGGCGAGAAGGGCGACCGAGGUGAGCAGGGGAGGGACGGCGUGCCUGGACCCCCAGGGCCCCCAGGGCCCAAGGUGGACGUGGUGGAGGGCAGCCUGAUGGGCCUCCCAGGCGAGCGUGGCCCCACUGGACCCAAAGGAGCCAAGGGUGAGCCAGGAGCUGAGGGCGAGCGGGGACCCAAAGGAGAUAAGGGCGAAGGUGGCCUGAGGGGUGACCGAGGGGAGCCCGGUGAGAAGGGCAGGGAUGGCGCCCCGGGUCUCCCGGGCGAGAGAGGGCUGGCAGGCCCUGAGGGGAAGCCGGGCUUGCCAGGCUUUCCUGGCAUGCUGGGACGGCCGGGCAAUCAGGGAGAGCCAGGACCCCCAGGACCUCCGGGCAGCACUGGCCCACCAGGGACCCAGGGUGCAGCUGGUGCCAAGGGUGAUCCAGGGGAACCUGGCUCCAGCAUCCGUGGCUUGCCUGGUCCCCAGGGCAACAUGGGCCUGCCAGGACCCCUUGGCCCCCCUGGCCCAGUGGGCCCACCGGGUGUGCCUGGGCUGCCCGGACAAGUGGGGGAGAGCGGGAAGCCAGGCGUGCCAGGCAGAGAUGGUGUGCCUGGGAAGGAUGGCGAGGCAGGAGUGCCUGGGAAGAUGGGCUUACCAGGACCUUCAGGGCCUGCUGGUCCCAAGGGAGAGCCAGGGGAUGCUGGAGCCCCGGGGCAGGCCAUCGCUGGCCCCCCUGGAGCCAAGGGAGAGAAGGGUGAGCCGGCGCUGCUGGAGGGUGUGCUGCUGGGAGAGCCCGGCUCCAAGGGUGACCGAGGCUUGCCAGGCCCCAAGGGUGAGAAGGGGGAGCCAGGAAGGUUUGGAGAGCCAGGAGAUCCUGGGGAAGAUGGAGCCAAGGGAUCCCCUGGAGCCAAAGGGGAGAAGGGAUCACUGGGUGUUGGUGCACGGGGACCACCGGGACAGGACGGGCCUCCAGGUUUGAAGGGUGACACCGGCUUGCCAGGAUUACCAGGACCCCCAGGCUUAGCAGGCGUUGCUGGGAUGCCGGGACAGCCAGGCCUGAGAGGGGACAAUGGACAGCCUGGCCCUCCAGGGCCCCCAGGAGAGAGGGGUUUGAUCGGCUUUCCUGGCAGGGAUGGCACUGCUGGACCACCGGGACCUGUGGGGCCCCCAGGGCCGGCCGGCAUUCAAGGGGCCCCUGGCCUGAAAGGUGACAAGGGCGCUCCGGGGGCCGGGCUGCCAGGGGCCAGAGGUGAACGUGGUGACCCGGGACCACGGGGUGAAGAUGGGCGCCCGGGGCCAGAAGGGGAUCGUGGGCCAGCAGGCUUGCCUGGGAACCGCGGGGAGCGUGGGGACAAGGGAGACCUUGGGGCCCCAGGACCCAAAGGAGACAAGGGUGAUACCGUGGUGGUGGAGGGGCCGCCUGGAGCACGGGGCAGCAAGGGGGAGCCGGGAGAGCGUGGCCUGAAGGGCACAGAAGGGGACAAGGGGGACAAGGGGGAGCAAGGCAUGCUCGGAGAGAAGGGAUCAAGGGGUGAGCAAGGAGAGAAGGGCUCCAUGGGCUUCCCUGGGGCACGUGGCCCCAGCGGGCAGAAGGGAGAGGUUGGAGCACCAGGAGAGCCUGGCGAGCCGGGUCAGCCUGGCCGCGAUGGCAUCCCCGGGGCACGGGGAGAGAAGGGGGACAUGGGACCCCUGGGCAUGCGUGGCCUCAAGGGUGACCGAGGCAUGAAAGGUGCCUGUGGCCUCAAUGGGGACAAGGGCGAGAAGGGAGAGCCAGGGAUCCCGGGGCGCUCGGGACUGCCAGGGAGGAAAGGCGAGCCGGGAGAUCUGGGUCUGUCAGGACCACCAGGCAUUCCAGGAAAGGAAGGGCUCAUGGGACCCAAGGGUGACCGGGGAUUUGACGGGCAGCAGGGAGCCAAAGGAGACCAGGGGGAGAAAGGAGACCGGGGUGCCCCGGGUGUUAUGGGUGUGCCUGGUCCCCGGGGCAGUGACGGUGCUCCUGGCCCCCCUGGGCCCUCGGGGAGCGUUGGCCCACGAGGUCCUGAGGGCAUGCAAGGCCAGAAGGGGGAGAGGGGCCCCCCAGGACAGUCAGUGCCGGGUGCUCGCGGCGUGCCCGGCAUCCCCGGUGAGAGAGGAGAGCAGGGCAGUCCUGGUGCCCACGGGCUCCGUGGGGAGAAGGGGGAGCCAGGCAUGACGGAAGAGGAGAUCCGUGGCUUCGUCAGGCAGGAGAUGAGCCAGCACUGUGCCUGUGGUGGCCACUUUCCACGGCACCAGGAUUCACGAGGCUGGGGGGCUCAGGCCAGGAGCAGCUUCCGUUCUGCCCAGGGAGCAGGAAGAAUCGUCCGCCAGGAGAGAGAGCAUGACCAAACAGGGUCCUUCUCCACUCAGCCAUUCCUUGCUGGCAGCGCUCACACAGUUCCUGUGCUCAAGUUGUCACACGCUGAGGAGGAUGAGGGGCAGGACAGGCAGAUCAUGAUCGACAGUGAUGACCUGGGGUAUGACAGCAUGGAUGGAGAGGAGGAGGACUACGAUGAGGUCCUGGAGAUGGACAGCUUGGAGCAGCCUGCAGUGGAUGCCGAGCCCUGCAGGCUGCCCCUGGACGAGGGGGACUGCCAGCGCUACACCCUGCGCUGGUACUACAACCAAAGAGUGGCCGAGUGCCGGCCCUUCGUCUACAGCGGCUGCCAGGGCAACCUCAACCGCUUCGACAGCAGGGAGGAGUGUGAGCUGCACUGCGGGGCAGAUUCCCGUGGCAGUGCUGGCAGCCAGGAGGGAGGGCAGCCAAAGGUGUAGGUGCAGGCAGUGUCCUGGCAGGCAGGGCUGCCUAGAAAUGGGGCCCAGCUGCCUCCCUGGCUGGGGCUGGGCUGCUUGUGGUGGCAGUGGCCAUGUACCCACCAGCCCCAGCAGGAACCUGGUGCUAUUUCUAACCUGUCUUUAUGCUGCUCAUGGGUUUUUCAUUGCCUGUUUAUUGUCAUUAAGGUGAAAUUUAUAUCAAAUGGGAAACUGCCUCCCACCAAGGCUCUGAACCCCCUUUCCCACUGGGCUGUUCUGUUUGAUUUUUUAAAUUAUUUGCUGUCAACAGAAUGGUUCUUAGCUGUGUUCCCUCUCUCUGGAAGCAGAGCUAGGACUUGGCACUUGGGAGUUGGGCUCCCUCCCCUCCUAUAAUACCCUUGUACCCUUUCCUGCCCCUCAAACUCCCUCUCUGCUCUGCACUCUCUGCUGGGAGAGCUGCCCAUAUCCUUGUGCCAGGCAGUGCCUCUCUGCACAACAUCCCUCACCCCCUCCCUGCAAUGAGCUCCAUCUGAAUAAAUUUCACCUUAACCUCAACUAGGGCCCAGUUCCCCUUUUGUGGCUGUGAUGGUUUAGCAGUGACCAGUAGGAGACUGGAGGCUCUUGUCAUGUGCUACCCUUCAGAUCACAUGCCUGCCAGCACCUUUCUUUAAUCUGGGGGAUCUCACCUGCACCCCCAGGCCUGUCAGGGAAACCUUGAGGAUGGUGCUAUGUUAGAAGAGGUUCCUGCUUGUCCACGCUUACUCUCAAAGGCUUUGUGAAAGUGAUGUUGGCUGCCAGGGUGGCAGCCCCUGCUUCCCCCCACGCCCAGGGCUGAGUAGGCACAUGCCCUUCACUGUCCCAGAGCCCCAGGGGCUGCCAGGUGGGCUGUGUGGCCCCCACACGUACUGCUGUUCUCUGUGUAUAUCUAUAUACAAAUGUAUAUGUGUACCAAUGCAGGGGGAUGUGUAUUAAAGCUGUGCUCACAGGGAGAUGUCACACUUCUUGGCAUGCUGCUGGAGAUGCCUGUGGAUUCUGGGGACAGCUCUUGACUCAUGCAUGCCCCCUGCCCGCCCCAGCUGGGCUGCCCUUUCCAGCUGCCCACUGCUGGCAGUGCUGGCUGGGGUUCUCACUUUUCCAGUGCCCCAUCCCUGUGGCCAGCACGUGCCCAGCUGAUGCAAGCCAGGCCGUGACCCCCUGCCCAGGCCCUGACGUGUUGGCACGUGGGUCUGUGGUGCUGCAUAAUGUACUGUGUGAAUCAGUGCUGCCAGCUAAUUUUGGCUACUGGGUGUGAGUUCCUGGCUGUCCCUGGGAGGAGGAACAGAGCUGGCAUUAUUUCUGUUCCCUGCCAUCCUGGGGAGGGCGGCACAGGAUGGGUCCAGACCACAGGGCAGAACCCCAGGGGUCUGACCCCUGGGCACCCUGACUGCUAGCCCUGGCCAGCCCAUGGGGCUGAGCACCCACAACUCACCUCAUGAGCCUAAGAGCCUUGGCAUGCUCCUACAGUCUCUAAGGGGGAACUUUGGAGCAAAACCCUUGAAUAUGGGGCUCACCCCACAGCAACACCCACCUUGGGCAGCUGGCAGAGGGGCUGGGCCAGGCUGGACUGGGGCAGGUGUCUGAAAACCAGUGGUGUCCCAGCUGGAAUGCAUUAAGACGAGCUGCAAGUCACUGGUAUCCUGCAAACCAGUGGCCAAAGCAGUGCUUGGGUUUGGUACAGGAGGGAGGUGACGUGCCUCUAGAUAUGUCUUCCAUGUGGCCAGGGAGUCUGUCAGGACACAGUGCCAAACUGGUACCAGGAGCUGUCCAGGGGCCUUGUGAGGCACAAUGCCCAGAGGGCUGCCCAUGAUCCCUGUCUGGCAGCAAUAUACACGUUCUCUUCUCUCCUUAUGUGAUUACCAAGC
Molecule: messenger RNA, 10944 nt
Organism: Ficedula albicollis (Collared flycatcher)
Lineage: Eukaryota; Metazoa; Chordata; Aves; Passeriformes; Muscicapidae
Gene: COL7A1
Product: collagen type VII alpha 1
Exons: 119
Coding region: 2-9064 (3020 amino acids)
Molecular function (GO): protein binding; serine-type endopeptidase inhibitor activity
Source: RefSeq, a predicted model, not a curated record